Molecule: messenger RNA, 2651 nt
Organism: Populus nigra (black poplar)
Lineage: Eukaryota; Viridiplantae; Streptophyta; Magnoliopsida; Malpighiales; Salicaceae
Product: TOM1-like protein 6
Exons: 9
Coding region: 198-2393 (731 amino acids)
Biological process (GO): protein transport to vacuole involved in ubiquitin-dependent protein catabolic process via the multivesicular body sorting pathway
Molecular function (GO): ubiquitin binding; phosphatidylinositol binding
Source: RefSeq, a predicted model, not a curated record
AAAAGAGAGAGAGAGAGAAAGAAAGACAGAGAGAUAUACUUAUAAGACUCUCUCUUUUUCUUUCUUUCUUGCUUGCUUUUUAUUAUUUAUCUUCAUCAUCAUAUCAUAAUCACAGUCGCCUUCAAUUUUCUUGUCAAACAAACACCACCCAGAAAACACGAGAAAAGGAAGCGAGAAAGAGAAAAGGAGAGAGAUUGAUGGCUCGUGCUAUGGGGAUGGGGAUGGGUUUGGGUUCGUCUUCUUCGGCAACUGUAGCGGUUGAUAAAGCAACAAGCGAUCUUUUAAUCGGUCCUGAUUGGACUAUGAAUAUUGAUAUUUGUGAUUCUGUUAAUUCUAAUUACUGGCAACCCAAGGAUGUAGUGAAAGCUUUGAAAAAAAGGUUGCAGCACAAGAGCCCUAGAGUCCAACUACUUGCUUUGACGCUUUUGGAGACAAUGGUGAAGAACUGUGGUGAUUAUGUCCAUUUUCAAAUUGCUGAAAGGAAUAUAUUGGGGGAAAUGGUGAAAAUCGUAAAGAAGAAGACAGAUAUGCAUGUGAGAGAUAAGAUUCUGGCUUUGAUUGAUUCUUGGCAAGAGGCAUUUGGCGGGCCUGGAGGAAAACACUCUCAAUAUUAUUGGGCAUACGAGGAAUUAAGGCGUGCGGGAGUUCAAUUUCCCCAGCGUUCAUCAAAUGCAGCUCCAAUAUUUACACCACCUGCGACCAAUCCAACAUUGAGGCAUGCCCAACCUGGUUAUGGAAUGCCUAGCAAUUCUUCUAGUAGACUUGAUGAAACAAUGGCCGCGGAGAUUGAAGCCUUAAGUCUGUCAAGUUUGGAUUCCAUGCGGGAUGUUAUGGAGCUCUUGAGUGAUAUGCUUCAAGCUGUUAACCCUAGAGACCGUGAGGCUGUAAAAGAUGAAGUUAUAGUGGAUCUUGUCAACCAGUGUCGAUCCAACCAGAAAAAGUUGAUGCAGAUGCUAACUACAACUGGGGACGAGGAACUUCUUGGUAAGGGUCUUGAACUAAAUGACAGUAUGCAAAUCUUGCUUGCAAAACAUGAUGCUAUUUCUUCUGGCUCUCCUAUGCCAACUCAAGUUAUAAGUUUAAGCCCCAAAUCAAGUGAAGGAUGUUCCUCUGACAUCAAGCCAACUGAAGCAAGAGAUGCCAGCCCAAGAUCUACGACUAAUUCUGCCAUUCCAGUUGCUAAUGUGACAACGAGUGCAGUAGAUGAAGAGGAUGAAGAGGACGACUUUGCACAGCUUGCACGCAGGCAUUCCAAAACACAGUCCGGUUCAUCUCAAAGCUCAGGUGGAACAAAUGGAGCUCUUGUGCCAUUGGAUGUCAGCAUGCCCACUGCAUCAACCUCUUCCCCAAGCAAUUCUCUGGCACUUGCUGAUCCAUCUCUACCAGUUAAAACCAUGAAAGAUCAGGAUAUGAUUGACUUUUUGAGCCUUGCCUUGUCAACAACAUCAACCUCUCCUCCCACCCCUCCCACCCCACCAUUCUCCAACCAAGCCAUGCCUCAGAUACCUCCUUCCUCCAGCACACAAGGUUAUCCCUAUGUUUCUCAAACUUAUCCUGUAAACCAAGGGCCUGUUCCAUACAGCAGCUAUGUCGUUCCAUGGGCCCAGCCUCAAACUCAGCAGCAUCAAUUACAAUCUCCAUCUCAAACCCAGUUACAGACUCACUCUUACCAACAUUUACGUCCUCCAUCACGACCGCAGCAACAGUUGCAACCUGAACCUGAACAGCAAUCGAUGCCUCAGCCUCAGCAGCAUUUGCAGCAUCAAUCUAAACCACAAUUGCAACCUCAGUUCCAGCCACAGUUGCGACCUGAACCCCAGCAGCAAUCAACGCCUCAGCCUCAGCAGCAUUUGCAGCAUCAAUCUAAACCACAAUUGCAACCUCAGUUCCAGCCACAGUUGCGACCUGAACCCCAGCAGCAAUCAGUGCCUCAGCCUCAGCAGCAUUUGCAGCAUCAGUCCCAACCUCAGUUCCAGCCACAGUUGCAGUCACAACAUCCUCGAUACUCAUCUGUCUACCCACCUCCACCCUGGGCAGCUACACCUGGAUAUCUCAACAACCAAAUUCACACAUCUACUACAAAUAACAUGUUUUCAUCCCCCCGAUCCAACUCAACUGCAUCUUAUACUCCCAUGCAAGCAGCUAGACCUAUGCAGCAAUUUAAUUCCCUUCCCACAAGAGUAGGCAAUGGAUCAAUUAUUAAUGGUGAUUCAAGUUCUGCUUCUAGGGUACCUGCACCUCCAGGACAAAAGCAGUCCUUUGUUCCCUCUUACAGGUUGUUUGAUGAUCUGAAUGUUCUGGGAAAUGCUGAUGGAAGGUUUAAAAUGAAUGGUAGCACACCGCCAAGCUUAUCAGGAUCUUCUGGCCAAAGUAUGGUGGGUGGAAGGAAGUGAAAAGGUAGUGGUUUAGGAUUACUGAAACUGAAUUUAUAUCUUUUGUGAAUAUGUCUAACGCUGGUGAAUCUCUCAGUUUGGAGUGUCUAAGAAAGUUCUUUAGAUGUAUCUAAGAAGGUUCUUUAGAUAGAAGCAAUUAUAGAUUUGCGCUCCCAUUGAUUGGUUGUAAAUCCAACUCUUGUGUAGCUUUGUUUGCUUGUCUCAAUACUUAUCUAUGAUUUUUCUCGAUAUAUGAAAUUGAUGUGAGUUUUAGUGGUU